UGGUAGCCCAUAAAUGGGAAUAGCCUCAGCUCACCUGAGUCUUUCUUCUCAGUUAGAUUGUCUUUGUUAUUCUUUUGGUACACUGGGGCUGCCUCCCCCCCCCCCUCAGAGCAGGUGCCUGGGUAGCUGGAAGAGGUCCCUCUAGAUCUUCUCUUCAACAGAAUUAAAUGCAUCCUAAGACUCUCUGAAGAUGGAGGCCCAGAAAGAGGGCAAUGGAGAAUCCAGAUUACUGGGGAAGCAAUUAUGCACAACAAACACCCCUAGUGUGGGGAUGAAGCAAGAGAGUGGUGGAGAAGUCAGCUGGCUGGAUGAAGCUUCACACGUAGCCAACCCCCUGACAGUGCAAGUCACACAAGAGAGUGAGGGAGAAGCUGGGUGGGUGGGUCAAGAUACAUAUGCAGUAGACACCGUGAAUGUGGAAAUCGAACAGAAGAGUAAUGAAGAACCUGGCUGGCUGGGUACAGAUCCAAGUGUGGUAGACACCAUGAAUGAUGGAGAAGCUGUGUGCGUGGGUCAAGAUUUAUAUAAAGAUGACACCCUUUGUGUGGAAGUCAAACAAGAGGAUGACAGGGAAGAGCAUUUGCUGGGAGAUGUCAGCCAAGCAUGUGAGAGCGAGAAGAAUAUUGUUCAGAGGGGCAAAGCUGAGACACAUGGUCUUAUUGGGUCAUCUGCAGAUGGAAAAUGGAUGAAUUUCCAGGCAGCUGAGAUGGAAGAGGCAAGUCAGCAGGAACUAGAAAUGUCUGCCCCGUUUGAUCUACUGAGAAGAGAAGUUGGCACCCCUUUAAGUGAAGUCGCCUCCUGUUUGAGAGAAACAUGGGACACAGAAAAUUGUGAAAGCCUGGGGCAGAAUUCUGACCUUCUCGAGAGUGUGCAAAUCCAGAGAGAGACCAAAGUUUCCAUGUGUCCAGACGAUGGGAGAGAUGUUAGUCCCUCUCUUUCAAGACAGAAAGGAUUCCACAAAGGAGAAGGGCCAGAUGAAUACCCAGAUUCUUCCAGUUCCAUUUCCCACCCGUCAGAACCCAAACAAACAAACACAAGACAGAAGCCACAUAAAUGCUCCCAUUGUGAGAAAUCUUUUCGUUGCCAUUCACACCGUUUAGAACACGAACGAACGCAUACAGGAGAGAAGCCAUUUAAAUGCUCCCAUUGUGAGAAAUCUUUUCGUUGCAAUUCACACCGUUUAGAACACGAACGAACGCAUACAGGAGAGAAGCCAUUUAAAUGCUCCCAUUGUGAGAAAUGUUUUAGGCUCAAUGCACACCGUUUGGAACAUGAACGAAUCCAUACAGGAGAGAGACCAUAUGAAUGCUCAUAUUGUGAUAAAUGUUUUAAUUCUAGUUCCCACCUUAUAAGACAUGAACGGAUCCAUACAGGAGAGAAACCAUAUGAAUGCUCAUAUUGUGGUAAAUGUUUUGUUUCCAGUUCAGACUGUAAAAGUCAUGAACAAAUCCAUACAAGAGAGAAGCUACAUACAUGCUCUGAGUGUGGGAAAAGCUUCAGGGAGAGAGGACAUCUGAAGGAUCAUAUGAAUAUUCAUACCAAAAAGUAACUAAGAAUGAACCUAUGGAAGGGAAUUUUCUCCAUGCAUUGCCUAGUUCCACCUUCUUGAUUCCCUGAUGAUUGCUGCAUUUGUAGCAAGGGAAGAUUCUGCCAUAUGACUCUCCUCCAAUUUCUUCUUUUGUCCUAUGAUUGGUUGGUUUUUGAUGCAAGUUUUCAUGUUAUUGUAAUUCAGAAAGCUUCAAUGAGUUAGAUGAUGCCUCAGUCCUCAUUGGAAAAACUGAACAAGAAUAAUUGAUGGUGUCUUAGCCAAUGUAGUCCUCUUAGAAUAUUUUAAACAGAUAUCUGAAUGUGUUUGCUAAAUUGGCCUCCAUCGGGUUGGCAGAAUCCAUUUUUAAAGUAUGCUUUUGAGAAAUGUUGAUGUGCUCUCUGAGACUUGAGGAAACAUGUUAUUUUAUCUUUCUAUUAAUGUUUGCUAUAUGAAAUAUGGGUUCUCUUUAUGAUGUUUUGUGGUUUUGGGUAGUCACGUCACAUGUAAUUUUACUGUGGAACACGAGGGAAGUGGGUUCCUCUUUAGGGCUGGACACUGAGAAGGGGAUAUGAUCUUCAAACUCAACAGUGACCCAUUGUUUUUAAAGCUAAAUAAAUGGUUUUAAUUCUGAA
Molecule: messenger RNA, 2160 nt
Organism: Heteronotia binoei (common prickly gecko)
Lineage: Eukaryota; Metazoa; Chordata; Lepidosauria; Squamata; Gekkonidae
Product: zinc finger protein 502-like
Exons: 3
Coding region: 191-1549 (452 amino acids)
Biological process (GO): regulation of transcription by RNA polymerase II
Molecular function (GO): RNA polymerase II cis-regulatory region sequence-specific DNA binding; DNA-binding transcription factor activity, RNA polymerase II-specific
Source: RefSeq, a predicted model, not a curated record